This is a messenger RNA of Haemonchus placei, 693 nucleotides long. NCBI's taxonomy places the organism in Eukaryota, Metazoa, Nematoda, Chromadorea, Rhabditida, Trichostrongylidae. The record is from the annotation of a GenBank genome assembly.
AUGUGGGAUUGGCAAAGCUUUUUUGUGAAAAUCGGUAUCCCAUCAAGUAUAUCAUCUCGCUAUGCCGAAAUAUUCAGGCAAAAUAGAGUCUCAAAAGAUAUGCUUCCCGAUCUUGACAAAGCUACAUUAGCUGACUUGGGAGUGACAGCAGUUGGAGACCAGGUGAGCUUGACUCGAUUCCUGGCGAUCUUGAGGCAUGCAAAAGAUGAAACGUACGAAACAGAAAUUGAUUCUCCAGCAAAACUUCGCGUACACAUUCCGGGACCAGGGGCUGAGAAGGCGUCAAAUGGAUCUUCAAGCAGUGAACAACGCAAAGGUCGACUUCCACCAGAUCGACAUGAGAUCUAUCACAUCAAAAUGCCAGAGGGUAAUACCGCUCGUACGAAGCAAAUCAUGCAAAACGCAAGCAUGAUGCGAAAGCAUGGACUGGCUGUGCGUGGUACAACCGGUGUGAGGCAGGGUGGUAGAUCUGUCAGCCCAGUUGAUAAAAGAAGUGCGGCUGUGAUCCGAAUGCGUCAGGAACGUAAGUCAAACUUGUCAAAUAUCAUCUUGUACCUUCUUUUUCUCCCCAUGCUCAUAGACCUGCUCCUUGUGGAGAGAGACCAUGUAGGAUCAUUGCAGUAUACUUUUUCCAUGCUAGAAAAGCUUUUAUCUGCGACAUCGUCGAUUUCUAUUCCUUCAUUCUGUCUGUAG